UAACUAAGGCUAACUUAAACAUAUUUAAAGCUAUCAGAAACAGAUCAACAGGGGCACACCUUAGGGGUCCUUUUUCCUCAGGAACUGUUUAAUGUCCGUCCAAUUUUCACAGUCACAUGGUGCUGUCUAACCGAGAGCUGAUGGAGCCAGAUGAGAAAGGCAGGAGGCGAGCCCCUCCGGUUGCGCGUCAGCAUCCCCUCAAAUAGGAAUCUGCUGCUGUCACUUCUGCUCUAAAUACAGAGAGACGGACGACUGUAACCCUGAAACAACAAUUAAAGGCGAAUUUCAUGUGGCAUGCAGCCGUUUUUUCAUGUGAUGUCAAAGAGGAAGAGUAAGGUGAGGCUGUAAGGAGGCUGGAGCUUUGCAAAGAAUGAUAGUGAGGAUCAAGGCUCGCUGUCCCAGGAGAACUCAUUUGAAGAGCUGGCCCUGAGAGACCGGGAUGCUCCUCUAACGCACCGGGGGACGAAAACACAGUGGAAACCUUCCACCCUGUGGUUGCGCUGCACUGCUGCAUCCUGCUUGCUGCUCAGCCAGAUCUGCUGCCUGCAUCCGCCCCUCAACACGUCUUCGCAGCUCUCAGUAUGACCUCAUUAUCACCAUCAUUACCAUCGCUCUGCAGGUUUUCCUGAGCAGACGGUCUGUGUGGAAGAGUUUGAGCUCGAGUGGAAGUCAGUGAGUAAGCGAGAGGGAGUGGGUGUCAUGGAUUACAGUGAAGGGACAAAUGGUGACCCUACCUACCAAAACUUGCUGCUCCUGGGAGCCAUCGCAGCAGCAUCCGCCUUUGUUGUCACCAUCCUUAUUGUCCUUGUCUGCGUUGGCUGCCAAAGAAAAAGCAAGACCAAGCACCCCCCAGCUGGAGAGAAAGGGACAUCUGUAAAUAUGCAGGGUUCCCUCCGACAUCCAAAACUGAACUCCAUGAGCAAAUCUGACACGAGGCUGCAUGAGAUCAAUCGCUUUCCCUGCAAUGGAAACUCUGUUAGUAAGAGCCGUCCAGCCAGUAUGGACCUCCUGCUCCUCCACAGUCGGCGCUCCCAGACAGACCUGAGGCCCUCCCAUGGGCGCCAGCUUCCCCAGAUCCCCACCAGUCCCCAGGGAUCAGGCCAGGGGGGAGGAGCGGAAACAGGAGGAGAUGGGGGAGGAGGAGGAGGGGAGGCUAGAGACCACACCUACACCGAGGUGGGCCUACGGAACAACCCCACCCCCACCCACUGCCUGGAUGACGGCCUGUAUGAAAGUGUAGGUGUCCGGGAAGGUGACACAGGUCCCAAGGUACCCUCUGCCCCGCCCACCACAUCAGCCAACACUCUGGCUACAAUCAGAGCUGCCCAAAGCCCCACAGCUCAGGCCAACGGAGCUCGCAGUGGGAACGGGCACGGGAAUGGUGGCAGAGGGAAUGGCAGAGGGAAUGGCACCAUUAAUGGGCCGAUGACAGCAAGAGGUAAUGGUGCAAAUGGGGUCAAUAGGUCCCCUCUGUCUUCUGUCAACUCCCUGGCCGUCCAAGAUCCAACUGCAGCUGAAUAUGCUUCCAUACGGAAGUUCAGAAAGGUUGACAAGACAAACAGGAAGGAAAAUAACGGCACAGACAGCCAGUCAGACAGCCAAUCCAGUGUGAGUGAUUCACCCUCUGCGGCUCCUCCUCCACUACAUCGCAGUCAGGAGUUUCUGCGCAAACCACUUGAGCCAUUUCACCUGCACUCCUUCCCAAAGGAGGCAGUGUUCAUGGGCAACGGAGAGCAGUACAUCUGGAAGCCUCCAGAGGAAGAUGAAAUCAUCACCUUGCAUCCACCUCCACUCCUCGGAGAGAACGGACAGGGGCACCCAUCGCCCCCAACUGCAAAGGAGAUUGCAGACACCUACUCCAUUGUGUGUAAAACCCAGAAGAAGAAACCUCCUUUGGAAAACAACGGAGCAAAGACCCUCCCACGCUCCUUUGGGGGAGAGAGAGGAAACGCAGGUUCAAGGGGCCGAGGCCGAGGAGUCCAGAGCCAGGCACGUUCCCAGGAGGAGCCCUGCUAUGAGCCGGUAGGAGACAGGUCCUGGCCCACAUGUGCAAUCGCAGAGUCUGACCCUGCAUACGCUACUAUCGACACCCACCGGAAACGUGAGCAGGUGGGAACCAAUAACAGCACAGCUGGGGGUAAUGCCACUCUGAAGAGGAAGAAGCAGACGCCGCAGCAGCAGGCAGCACCAGUGGCACCUCAGGGCUCAGGACCCACCGCCCAGCCUGCUAGAGGCCUACCUGGUGGGGAAAACUUCUAUGAGACCAUCAGCGAUGUGAAACAAGGGGGCAACAGCUCCAGCACCACCACCAUCUUCACCUUCAAUGAUGGGAUGGAGAUGUACGUCACUGGCCUGUAGCUGGCUGACAGGCAGAAAGGGCCCAGAACCCACUGGUACAGAGUCGUGAAAGGGACCCUCCUGUUCACUGGCCAACUGGUUGCUGUACAUAGAUUCAAGGCCCUCUGUAGACAAACAACAUGAGGAUCCAUUUUGUUGUGACAUCAGGUACAAACAGGGUCUUAAUCCAGGUUCAGACUUCCCUUGAUUGGUCUGUACUUCAGAACCAGCCCAUAUAUGGACCAAAUAUGUUUUAACAAAAAAAAAAGAUAAGAAAACUGGAAUAUACAUCUUCAACCUACUGUGUCACUGACCAUACUCACCUGUUUGUGCAUCAUUUUCCAUAAUAUCUUUAUUUUUAUAUGAACAAUGUACUCUUUAAACCUGAGAAGAACACACUUUAAUAUAUAUCAAAAAAUAAAUGUGCAUGCAUUGUGCAAACACACACAUGAAAAUAAACAGUAGUAGCAAGGAAACUGGGUAUGUUAGGAGUAUGAGGCACACUGUUAGCUAUUGUCACACUUAUAUGCACACAUGCACACACACACACACACACACACACACACACGCACAUGCCUCAUCUUGGGGGGACUUACGUAAUAUAAGUAGAUGGAUGUCACAGUGAUUUGUGGUGCUUAGAUCUCCCUAAGCAAACAUCUGAAACAGGUUCUCUGUGCACACUGGCCUGUUGCCUGGCAGACAGCAUUGUGGUGCUUUUCUCAAACAUAGGCCUGUAAGUCUAUAGUUAGGCUAGUAGUAAUAGUAUAGGCUAUAGUCCAUUUCAUAAUUACCAUCAAUGUGCCCUCAGCAGUUAUCAACAGCCCUCAUAAUAACUAUAAAAAGUGAGUUUUGAUCAAUAAUGUUCACAUAAAUUAUGGGAUUAGUUAACAAUCCACGCUCAGAUUUUCCAAACAUCUGUAGCCAGAGGCAUGAUGACACACCCCCACACAGGUACACGCGUACUUGGCUUGGUCAUACAGGAUAAAGCAAUCAUGUCGGGCAUUGAGUGGGUUGUGCAAGAAUUUCCCCAGAGUGAUGUGGGUGACAGAUUUCACAAUGCAAGACCUUUACUGUAUUACUAUAAAUAAAUAUAAUAUAAAUAUAACAAAUGAGAGAAGAAUAUUUUCAAAAAUAGGGAAGCGAAAGAGUGUCCAAAUACAGGAUGCUUCAUCUUGUGCAGUUAGUAUGUCAUGUCCUUUGGCCGCUGUAAACAUCUGAUUUUAUGACUAUUGUAAUUUUGCACAGGACAGCUGCAGGACUGGCUGGCUUAAUUGCGCAUUAACAUGCUUUAAUGGGCGUUUCCAAGCACAGUUCUGAUUCGCUCUCUGGUCUCAAGUCAAAGCCAUGAGUUCCCUGUAGCUCAUCAGACUUAAGUCUGGUGGUUGAAAUAGCUACAGAGGGCUUGGAAUCCAAGGAAAAUAAAGAGCUGGGCAUAAAAAAUGACCAGCGAGUGUCCUUUGGAAGGUUGCCCCUCGCCCUUUCCCCACCCUCGUCUCCAACCCCUGCACUGAGUUCUCUUCCAUUAUAAACAAUGUCUUUCCCAUGUAGCUUUGGGGAACUUUAGAAAAGAAAGAAGAGGAAGAAAACAAAACAUUGGAGGCUUAAUAAAUGGGCAUAAAGAUGAGAGGUGAAGAGGGAUACUAACUGCUCACAGGCUGAGAGAUCACUGGGAGACAACCAGUGAAAGAGAAGUCGGUUUUAGAAAGGUCAAUAAAAUAAAUUUAUAAAUGCUACUGUGUCAGAAAGUAUGUAAAAACAAAUGCACACUGUAUUUUAAUGCACUGUUUAUUUUUUCUUACCUACUGACAAUACCAUUGGUUGAAUAUCUCAUCCCACUGCCAUGAAAACAAUACAUUUAUGUUGUUGGUGCAGUUUUUUCCUGCUUGAUCAAAAAAGUGCAUGCUUUGAUAUGUGGAGAUGAAAACAAAUAUUGUGGUUCUAAAUUGAUCUCUUGUUUGUUAAUCUUUUCUGUUGUACUUUUUUUGCCAUGUGAUGAAAAGCAGCAUUCAGUUUUUUUUUUCCAAAGCAACAACUUGGAGGAGGAGGGGAGAAAAAUAGAAAGAUUGAGAGAAGCUGCUGGGAGUUAAGGGCAGAGCGUUGUUUAUCCUCCACUCUGGGGGAGCAAGAAAGAGUGAUAGAGGUGAGGAGGGAGAAGAACAGCCAGAAUAAAGCUGGAUGAGGAUCACUGCGAAUGGACACAGACCCAAAGGACUCUCCUCCUUUUGAUAUGUGUUUGUGUGCGUGCACACACACGCCGACAGGCACACACACACACACACACACACACUGCAACAUUGAGCCAUGUGCGUUUUCAGUUUAGGGGAGGAAGCACAUUUUGCUUCCACUUGGGCAGCCCUCCCCCAGCUGUGUUCAUCCUCCAGUAACCGAUACAGACCUCUCCUUUCUCUGCUUCAGCUCUCUCCCUCGCUGUGUAGGGGAGGGGCCUUUGAUGUCCAGUUCUGAGGGACUCAGGGAGUUAUAUGAGGGUUGGGGGGGGGCAGAGGCUGUGGGUCAGGCCGACCCCAGUCAGAUAAUAACAACGUACCAACGGCUCAACUACUGCCUGAUAUGAGAAAUGGCUAACAGCUGAGACGCUUAACAAGCUCUGUUGAGGCUUCCCUUAGACAAUGCUGGCUGGAAAUCGCUAUCACACUUAAUCCCUUUUCUCUGGCUGUCACUUUGUGUCACAUUUUCUUUAUCCUGAGAGAAAGCACUGAUCGGAUAUAUUUUGUUGAAUACUGCUACACACUGGUCGAGACAGAUGUUCAUUGCGCAAACAAAUACAGUAUGAUGUAAAUGUGUAAAAUACUCUGUUGCUGUUCUGAUGUUGUUCCAAUGUAACAUACAGUAUACAGUAUAUUUGUUGAAAAAAAAGAUGGUUAUCACAGACACAUUGUACUUUGUGGAUGCAAAAUGUUUCAUGCUUUCCAUGCCGAUACAGAUGCUGUUUGUUAAUUGUCUUCAGAUAUAAAUAUGGGCCAAUACUGCUGUGACAGCUGUAGCCAAUGUUAUAUGUUCUUAAAGCACAGGGUUUAGUUUAAAAAUAAUAAAUAUAAUAAAAUAUAGUGUGACAGUGCAGAUAUGCAAAAGAUUGUAAUGUUUUAUAUUAACCUUCAUAAAAUAUUAAAGUGAGUUUUUACUUUUCUAAUAAAGUGGCACAUUAUAACAUG
Molecule: messenger RNA, 5507 nt
Organism: Siniperca chuatsi (mandarin fish)
Lineage: Eukaryota; Metazoa; Chordata; Actinopteri; Centrarchiformes; Sinipercidae
Exons: 11
Coding region: 700-2358 (552 amino acids)
Biological process (GO): negative regulation of T cell activation; T cell receptor signaling pathway; intracellular signal transduction
Cellular component (GO): plasma membrane; membrane raft
Source: RefSeq, a predicted model, not a curated record